AUGGAAGAACAUCUAACAGAAGGGUGGGAACUAGACUUCCUAAUCGAAGAACAGCUGGACCGGUUCUAUGACUGCAACAACCGCGCAAUGAACCCGACCCGGCUCGGCGAUGUGGCCAAAAUGCUGGUGCCCGAUUCGACUCCACCCCUCGAGCUGGCCUCCGUGGGCUGGUUCGGCGAUUGGAGGCCCUCCAUAAUCUUGGGCCUCCUUCUUGGGCUGGUGCACUCCUCGCUGCCGGUGUCCGACCCGGGUCAGAUCGAACGGAACUUGACACAGUUCAUCCGCGAGGUCAGGAUCGAGGAGGCGAUCGUCGAUGGGGAAAUGGCUGAGAUUCAGGCCACGUGUGUGCUGCAGCUUCCGUUUGCUAGGCCAAGUAAGGGACCUGAUGGUGUUUUCCCGUUGAGGGCAGUCUAUUCUGAGUUCAAGAAAAUCAAGCAGGUCAUCAACAAGGCGCAACAGCUCAGGUUCAGGACAUUGGAGCUGGUGGUCCGGAAAAUCCUGGACACAACUGAUGCAGCAGCCUUCCUUGUCGCGUUCGAGAAGAUACGGCAUGAGCUUCACUGUUAUGCAGCUGAACGAGAGCAGCGAAAGGGUCCCGUGACCGUGUCUACCAGGGGCUUGAGGUCCAUUUCCGAGAGAGAGUGCGGGAGCCAGAGCCCACGCAGAAGUGUCAAGUCCAUUGACAAAAGGCUGCUGAGGAACGCUCGGAGAGACUGCAAAGGAAGGUAUCAAACCCAUGAGGAUGGCACGGCUCUGGCUCGGUUCAUUGAAGAGCUUCAGCGUGAACUGCAGGAGCAUUGCACCCAAAGCAAGAAGAUGUAG
Eucalyptus grandis is the source of this 822-nucleotide messenger RNA. RefSeq lists its product as uncharacterized. Gene Ontology annotation, molecular function: sequence-specific DNA binding. The record is from RefSeq and is a predicted model, not a curated record. Gene Ontology annotation, biological process: DNA-templated transcription. Bases 1 to 822 code for a protein of 273 amino acids. The transcript has 2 exons. Lineage: Eukaryota; Viridiplantae; Streptophyta; Magnoliopsida; Myrtales; Myrtaceae.